Molecule: messenger RNA, 2557 nt
Organism: Neurospora crassa OR74A
Lineage: Eukaryota; Fungi; Ascomycota; Sordariomycetes; Sordariales; Sordariaceae
Exons: 4
Coding region: 287-2557 (756 amino acids)
Biological process (GO): protein phosphorylation; intracellular signal transduction
Cellular component (GO): cytoplasm
Molecular function (GO): protein binding; ATP binding; protein serine/threonine kinase activity
Source: RefSeq, a predicted model, not a curated record
GAACAAACGCCAAACGCAAGAGGAUUGAAAGGGCUGUGCUCCGUCCUCUGAUCAUUAAACCUUAGCCGUUUGUUGUUUCCGACCAUUCUCAAUGACGAACACUGGGGUUUCAGAGGGCGUCUGGCGCACGAAGACCGAGGAGCUUCUUCACUAUCGUAGCAGCUGGACAUCUCACCGUGACUUUUUGUCUUCUGCAAUCUUAUCAAUGAGGCGAUUACUCACCACCAACCUUUUGAAUGUGCUUAGUACGAGAGCCGUGACGCACAACCAUAUGUUGGCUCUGUAGAUGAAGUUGAGAGGUUCAAGCAUUGACGUAGGAGGACAUCUCGCUCAGUCUAUAAAACGUGAGGGAUUCCAUCAAGAGCCAGUUUCUGGAUCUCAAACGCCUCUGCAUCCCACUCACCACUCUGGAGACUAUCCACGACUGGGUUCUCUACGCGAUGUUCAAUGCAGGUGCUACGAAUGUCAAUCUGGUGAGAUUGAGCUAUGGGAGCCAAGUCUCUUGCAAAGUGCCCUCCCCUUUGAAUUCAAUUAUCAGGAAAAAUGCCUAGUAGCGCACGAAGUUCCUCGUGGAGCUCUUCGGAUUGUCAGACAAUUUAAACCGAGAAGCCUAGAGGCUCUUGUUUUCGCAAAAGAGCACAUUGUUGCUAUUACAAAGCCCAAGUUUGCAUACCACUUUCUUCGGUACCUGCAAGUCUUCCAAACCGAUAACCACCAAGAGAACAAUGGUAUUCCCGACCUCCAUCUCAUGACGGAGGAUUGCCCCCUAGGAGAUCUUCAGUCCUUCGUCGCGACCCAUGGAUCCAUACGGGAAGAGGAAGCAAGAACAAUCAUGCGUCAAAUCUGCAAUGGCCUAGGGCUGUUACAUCAGGAAGGCCUCGCCCAUGGCGAUCUGCAACUGUGUCACGUGUUUAUCGACCGUCUUCCCGAACACAACCACGAUCAACACCACAGAGAAUGGCGCGUUAAAAUUGGGGGAUGCAGGCUUCAUUACCCAACGUCUGCUAACAGUCAUGGCAGUCCCGGAACUUUCAUCAAUACUGUUGCCUUUGCAAAUCUCUCCUUUCUCUCCCCAGAGAUUCUAGGGGGUUAUACACCGAGAGACCCUGCAACCUUUGGAGGUUUCAAUGGAAUACAAGCAUUUGACGUUUGGGCAGCAGGAGAGGUCGCCGCUCAGAUGUUAACCGGCAGUCCAACCUUUGGCCUAGAUCUCCAGAUGAUGUUCGACUACCAGGCCGGAACAGUUUCAUUUCCAACCAGGAAGUUGGAUCAGGCGAUGGUCUCAGAACUUUGCAAAAGAUUCAUUGCGACAUUCAUGCACCAAGAUCCCUUCAUGCGACCAACGCUUCCCCUCGAUCCAAGGCGAGAUGCCGUUGUACAGUGGGUCGAACCAGCCAACUGCUGGCAAGCCAAAGAACUGAAGUCAGUUCCACUAGCGACACUCUACCACGACAAGAUUCUACCGCCAACAAUGCAUUACACCCCCGAUGGGAACACAUUGGUUGUUAUAGACUCCUAUACCAUUACCAUUCGUUCAAGUUCCGCCGGAUUCAUUAGCAGCUGGAUCUACGAGAACGACCGGCAUGCUGAAUAUCGCGCUUCUGCUCUUUCGUCUUGCGGGAAGACAUUGGCGGUGUAUGACGCACACUCCAAUGCCAUCAAGAUAUUUGACAUUUCGAAGAGAAAAUACACCGGGCCAUUCCUAUCCUACCCCGUUUCUGAGCCACUCAUCACCCCUCCAAUGUUUAGUUCCCUGUUUGUGCAAUUACGGCAGCCGCAAACAAUCCUCAACUUUCAUCCUACCGGCUCUACGCUUCUUGCCGCCUCUCCAAGCACCUUCACAACUCUCAAUCUCUCUAUUGUCCCGAAUCCUGCCGAUCCCCUCCCAUACCAACCCAAGACAGACUCCCGAGAAGAACCAAUUCUCAACGCCUGCUAUACCAAUGACGGCCUUGCAACGGUCGUUUCCCAUAGAAACUAUACAAGGUUUACCCUGCUAUCAAACGGGCAAGUCACCCGUACAGUGGCGCACCCCGUCCCCGCUCGCGUUGUAGCUAUUGCACCCGAUGGACACCGCCUUAUUCUGGGGUCAAAGGAUGGUGAUAUCUGGUCUCUUUCUACUUCAUCGUUCGUCCAGUCAGACGAAGGUUGUUGGGUACCGGUCUGGCGAUGUGUAGACGGGUAUCCCGUCGACUCUAUCGACAUUGCCCUGUCAUCUACCCAUCCCACUCGGAAGGGGGGUACUAGUGCUGAUGCAGUUACGGUAGCGGUUGUUAGUGGGGAGCGAUUGACUCUUCUAUCUAUGGGCAGCGAUCAAGACGAUCGCUGCUUGGGAUGGGUAGAGUUCAAGAAGCGGAAGGCACUGAUUGCCAAGAUCAAGCCCAGAGCGGACAAAGAAAACCAUUUGGAGAUUGCGCUAUGGAGUGGAGGUGAAAGCAGGAUUACCUUCUUGAAGUUUGAGGGGUUCUAUGAAGAUGAAAAGGCUGAGGGUGGUGGCAAUAACUCCAAGGGGCUCGCAGAGUCGACCAUCGCUGGAGAAAUCGAGAACCACAACUAA